Molecule: messenger RNA, 843 nt
Organism: Vicia faba (fava bean)
Lineage: Eukaryota; Viridiplantae; Streptophyta; Magnoliopsida; Fabales; Fabaceae
Source: the annotation of a GenBank genome assembly
AUGUCUCGAGCUGAAGAACUCUGGGAGCGGUUAGUUCGUGCUGCUUUAAGAAGGGAAAGAACUGGUGAUGAUGCAUUUGGGCAACCUGCUGGUGGAAUUGCUGGAAAUGUGCCAUCUGCACUUGCUAAAAAUAGAGAUAUUGAUGAAAUUUUAAGAGUUGCAGAUGAAAUUCAAGACGAUGCCCCCACAGUUUCUCGAAUAUUAUGUGAGCAUGCAUAUUCAUUAUCUCAAAUUUGGACCCCAACAGUGAAGGCCGAGGUGUUUUACAAUUCAAGACCGGAGUUCUACAAGAGUUACAGAAAGAAAAAUAAUGUGGAUAAAUUACUUGAGGAGGAAAUGCAAUUGAGGGAAUCUGGUGCUUUCAGCCGUAAUCUUGGCGAGUUGGAGCGUAAGACUGUGAAGAGGAAAAGGGUUUUUGCUACCUUAAAGGUUUUAGGAACAGUACUUGAGCAGCUGAGUGAAGAAAUUCCUGAUGAGCUUAAGCGGGUCAUGGAAUCAGAUUCUGCAUCAACCGAGGAUCUGAUUGCUUACAACAUCAUCCCUAUAGAUGCUGCUUCUUCAACAAAUGCUAUUGCUUUUUUCCCCGAGGUGCAAGCAGCAAUUUCGGCUCUGAAGUAUUUCAAUGGCUUGCCUGAACUGCCCAGGGCCUAUUUCAUCCCUCCUACAAGGAAUGCCAACAUGUUAGAUUUUCUGCAGUAUACUUUUGGAUUUCAGAAAGAUAAUGUAGCUAAUCAGCGCGAACACAUAGUUCAUCUGCUUGCAAAUGAGCAAUCUCGGCUUGGAGUUCCAGACAAAACCGAACCCAAUUGGAUGAAGCAGCCUUGCAUGAAGUAUUCCUCCUAA